UUGGCCGCUGCCGUCACGUGACGGCCGCCCGCCGGCUCGGCCGGGCCGGGUGGCGCCGCUCGCGGUGCGGGUCCGUGGGCUUGGGCCGGGCCGCGUCCCUCAGUGCCGCGGGCCUUGAGCUGCCCCGUGCGGCUGAUGAUGCCGUGGCGGAGGCGGCCGCGUCGGUAGGACCCGCUGUCGUAGCUCCCCGUUACCGGGCGGAGCUGGGCCGGUCUCCCCGCCCGCCUGCGGGACCUCGGGAGCGGCUCCGGACAUGAUCUCCCACGCGGAGCCGAAGGCGGAGCUGUGGUUCUCCCAGCGGCGUGCCUGCAAGGGCCAGGCCGGUCUGCGUGGGCCCUGUCCAGCUGAGGAUGGGAUUGAGAGCAAGAAAGAGGAGAAUCUCCGCUGGGGCGUUCCUGGGCCAGCAAAGCCCGAGGGUUUACAGUCAGCACCAUCCAAGAAGAGCUCCCAGAGUCCUGAACGGGACCAGCUUCACCUGCGCAGGUCAGAAGGGGUUCAGAGAGCUCCCCUGGGGAAGAGGCAAAGCCGAGUGAUGUUACGUGGAAAGAGCUUCAGGAGACUGCCAGAUAUCAUGCAGCAGAGAAAUCCUGCUGCGGGGAGACUGACGAUAUGUGGGGACUGUGGGAAGAGCUUCCGAGUGAGCUCCAACCUCAUCCAGCAUCGGAGAAUCCACACCGGAGAGAAACCCUUCACCUGCACCGACUGCGGGGAGAGCUUCCGGCAGCGGUCGCACCUCAUCCAGCACCAGAGAAUCCACACCGGGGAGCGGCCCUACGCGUGUGCCGAGUGUGGGAAGAGCUUCAGCAUGAGCUCCAAGCUGAUCCGCCACCAGAUAACCCACACCGGGGAGAAGCCCUACAAGUGCGCAGAGUGCGGGAAGAGCUUCUCCGGGAACUCCCAGCUCGUCCAGCACCGGCGAGUGCACACCGGGGAGAAACCCUACGAGUGCGGCGACUGCGGGAAGAGCUUCAGCGUGAGCUCAGCCCUCACGCGGCACCAGCGGGUCCACACCGGGGAGAAACCCUACGAGUGCGUGGAGUGCGGGAAGAGCUUCAGCCAGAGCUCCGAGCUCAUGAAGCACCAGCGGGUCCACACCGGGGAGAAGCCGUACGAGUGCUCCGAGUGCGGGAAGAGCUUCACGGUGAGUUCUGCCCUUAUCCAGCACCGGCGGUUCCACCUGGGCGAGCGCCCUUACAGCUGCACCGAGUGCGGGAAGAGCUUCACGGUGAGCUCUCACCUCAUCCAGCACCGCCGCUUCCACACCGGGGAGCGGCCCUUCGAGUGCGCCGAGUGCGGGAAGAGCUUCCUGUGGAGGUCGGCCCUGCUCCGUCACCACAGGGUCCACACUGGGGAGAGGCCCUACGCCUGCGCCGACUGCGGGGACAGCUUUCGGCAGAGCGCCCACCUCAUCCAGCACCGCCGCAUCCACACCGGGGAGCGGCCCUACGCCUGUGCUGACUGCGGGAAGGGCUUCACCGUGAGCUCCGCGCUCCUCCGGCACCGGCAGAUCCACCGAGGAGGGGAGCCCUAGGGGACGGCCCAGGGCGUGGAGCGGUUCGGUCUGAUGCUCGGUGACACCCCCGGGAGCAAAGCCCGGUGUCUCUGUCCCUUCACUACCGAGUGCCCUGUUUGUGGGGGGUGAAGGCAAUUUCUUUUUAGGAGAACGAGUCCUGAAAGGUGGAGAUGGAGGGAGGUGGCGAAGAGCUGAACUGGAGGUUUGGGGAGGAGGGUGCGAUGCAGCGUGGGAAGGAGGCAGGAUAGCUCUUAGAGAGAAGCAAGUCGUUGGAGAAGGGGCAGAAUAUCCUCAGUGGUGUAUUUUAGAGGAAGGGAAAUACCUCUGUGCAGAGGGCUUGGAGAAUUAUCGGAGGGAGGAGUCCCAGAGCCUGCAAAGCUCCGACCUGGGUAAACAAAAGCUUCUUCAGCGGCUCUGAUUUACCUGCUCCAGUCUGAGGGCCGUGCCCAUAGCACCGAGAAGCCCAAAGCCCCGUGCUGCUGCCGCCCACGGCUGUGUCUGACCGUGUGUCCGGUCGCAGUGCGGUGGCAGGCCGCCGGUCUGAGGCCUCUGUCCGUCUGUCCGUCCCUAGCCAGCGGGCUGCGUGGGUGCGUGGGGCUGCCCCCCUCCCUGGGCUCCGGCCGGAGCAGCCUCACGGUGCUCCCUGAGGGUGUCCUGGACUCACAGCUUUGAAGAUGUGGGAAUUGAGCGCUCUUUCUGAAUGUGAAUAAGCAUUAAAUUGUACGCUAAUGAGGUUUAAUUAUUUCUAAACCUUGCAAAUAAACCACUGCAUUGCAAAGCA
Messenger RNA from Numida meleagris (helmeted guineafowl), 2294 nucleotides. Its product is annotated as zinc finger protein 436-like. The record is from RefSeq and is a predicted model, not a curated record. NCBI's taxonomy places the organism in Eukaryota, Metazoa, Chordata, Aves, Galliformes, Numididae. Bases 254 to 1531 code for a protein of 425 amino acids. Gene Ontology annotation, biological process: negative regulation of transcription by RNA polymerase II; regulation of cytokine production; regulation of immune system process. The transcript is spliced from 2 exons.